Molecule: messenger RNA, 5942 nt
Organism: Mytilus californianus (California mussel)
Lineage: Eukaryota; Metazoa; Mollusca; Bivalvia; Mytilida; Mytilidae
Product: DCN1-like protein 1
Exons: 7
Coding region: 40-819 (259 amino acids)
Biological process (GO): positive regulation of ubiquitin-protein transferase activity; protein neddylation
Cellular component (GO): ubiquitin ligase complex
Molecular function (GO): cullin family protein binding; ubiquitin-like protein binding; ubiquitin conjugating enzyme binding
Source: RefSeq, a predicted model, not a curated record
GAUUGACCUCCUGACCUCAUUUAAUGGAAGACGAACAAAAUGCAUAAAUUAAAGAGUUCACAAAAGGAAAAGGUUCGACAGUUCAUCGCCUUCACACAAACAACUGAGAAAGGAGCUAUUGCCUGCCUAGGUUCUCAUGACUGGAAGCUUGAUCUUGCUGUAGAUAAUUAUUUCCAAGCGCCAGAACGGUACAACAGCGAACCCAGUCGUUCAGCUGUGGAUAGGAAAAAACUUGAAGCAUUAUGGCAGAGAUACAGAGACCCUCAUGAAGAUGAUAAAAUGACAGCCGAUGGUGUAAUGAAAUUUUUAGAGGAUUUAAGUCUCAACCCAGAAUCUAGGACAGUAUUACUGUUAGCAUGGAGGUUUAAAGCAGCAACACAGUGUGAAUUUACAAAGGAUGAAUUUAUAUCAGGAAUGGCAGAUUUAAGCUGUGAUUCAGUAGACAAAUUAAAAAGUAAAUGUACCUCCUUUGAAUCAGAAAUAAGAGACUCAACAAAAUUUAAAGACUUUUAUCAGUUUACAUUUAACUAUGCCAAAAACCCAGGACAAAAAGGUUUAGAUUUAGAAAUGGCAAUUGCAUAUUGGAAUAUAGUGUUAGCAGGAAGAUUUAAAUUUUUAGAUGUAUGGAGUGAAUUUUUACAAGAACACCAUAAACGAUCAAUACCAAAAGAUACCUGGAAUUUAUUAUUAGAUUUUUGUAAUAUGAUCAAUGAAGAUAUGACAAAUUAUGAUGAAGAAGGUGCAUGGCCAGUGUUAAUAGACGAAUUUGUAGAAUACGCAAGACCUCUGAUAAAAGGACCUAAGAGUACAACUGUUUGAUGAUUGUUAUGCUUUAUAUUUGUUUUAUGAGGCCUUGACUUAACUCAGAGGACAUUUUUAUAUAGGCUUCUAGAAUAAAAUUGUUAAACCUAGUUACAGAUAAACCAUACUAUCUUCCUGCUAUUGUGCAAUAGUCAGAAUGGUUUUAUUGGCUUGUGAUCCGUCUUGAUUGUUCAAUUGAUGAUGUCACCAAACACAAAGAAGCCAUGGAACAGAAAGCUGUUUUGCAUUUUUAUCAUAUAAAAUGUAUUUGGAUUACAUUUAGUUCUCUUUUUCCAUUUUAAGGCUAGCUAAAUUGCUUGGUUUAUAAGUAUUUCAAAACUAUAAUAUUUACCAGGUGUGUUAUGUACUUGUUAAGGCUUGCUUUUCUGGAUGUGGCAUCUUAAAAAAAGACAAAGUAAAACACUUUAACCAUUUUUACUUUGUCUAUCUAACUAUCAUGUUGAUAUUUAUCCCACUUUCCUUUUAUUUAUAUAAAUGGAUGCUACAGUAAAACAAAACACUGCCUACAAGGGCAUGUAAAAAUAUCCUUUUCUUUAUCAAAACUUGUAGUUUGAACCUUUGUAUUUUUUUUCUACUGAAUGCUCCCUAUAUACAAAUAUUCUAUUGUUUUUGCUGUUUACAGUUCUUUUCACAAAAAAUUAAACUGUUUUACUCUUAUAACUACUGUUGUUAUGUAAAAUCUGAAGUAUUAAACAUGAAACUGAGGUAUUUCUUCAUAUAUAUUUAAUAGACAUCUUGUAAAGAAAUUAUAGCUAGGCAUUUUUCACAUUUAAUGGCAAUGAUAAAAGGUUGUUCAUUCUGUGAAAUUUUCAUCUGUGUAGUCUACAGGCAUACACAAAUGGGUUGGAAACCAGUGUUUUAAUUGAACAUCAGUAUUAAAGAUUAUUUAAGGAAAUACCUUGUGUGUAAUGUAUUUUCCAAUGAAAAAUAAUAGUGUGCUAAUAUUAAGUGCUUGGCUGUGAAUUAUUAUUUUUGUUGGCUUUUUCUUGUAUCUGAUAUUACAUCAUUCAAUACUGCAGUUAAAUUUUAUUAAGAAAGCAAAAUUUAUAGGAUAUAGAUUUACUGUAAAAAAGAUUCAUUUUGUACAACUGUGAAAUGUCCAGCAAAAGAUUUUUAAAAAGUUGUGAAAUUUUAAUUGAAAUAUUAAUUUAAAUAUCCAUAGAGUAAAAUUAUAAAUGAUUGAUACUUUCUAAUGUUUGAAAGACUUGUUUUCUUGAAGAAGUAAACAGUAAAGAAAUUAAAUGAGAUUUAAAGAAAUUUUUCUUUGGUUUGAGUAUGAGACAUUUUUGUGUGUCCACACAUGCAUUAUAUAUAUGUACUAUGUUCCUGUCUUUUUAACAUGUUAUUUCAGAUGAUAACUUUCUUAACAUGGAAUAAUAUAGGUAGUAUGAAUUAUUGCAUUGGUUGCAACGACUUUCCAUUAAGAUAAAAACCGAUAAUUUCACAUGUAACAUAAAUCAGAAAGUUUCACUCAUCUGACCUCAUACAACAAUGGAUGUUGUCAUGAUAAUGUAGAUGACAUUGAUUGAAAAGGAAUUGAAAAUGUGUAGAAAAAAAUGUAGUUGUUUGUAUUUUCUCCAUUUUUUUCAGAAAAAAAAGUCUAUGGUCAAUGUAAUAAGAAGAACAAAUCCAAGAAUACAAAUAUCAGAAAAUGUUCAACUUGUGACCGAACAACACUUUUAAAUUAUGAUUAACUCAUGCACUAUGUGCACUCGUGAAUUAAUAUGUUGUUCGGUCACUAAUUAAAUAAUUUUCUGUAUUUGAAUUCUUGGAUUAGUUAUUUUAUAAUUAAUGUAUACUAGAUGUAGACUAUAGAAUUUUGCUUGCUACCAUAAGUGAACAAAGACAAAAAAAUCUAUCAACACUAGACAUCAUGGCCAGCUUCAAAAUCUUAUUUCACCAAAGUGGUGUGAAAUUAUAUGCAUAUUCUGUGCCCUCUGGGUAGUAAUAUUACUGAUUCAUUUGUAUUAUCAUAUUAAAAUGUAAUAUUUAAUGACAGAAUUGUUAUAUUAAAGUUGAAUAACUAUAAAGUUGGUUUCUUAAUGUCAAUCUGCAAAUUUUUUAUGCAUAUUAAUGGAAUAUAGAUAUGUAUUACCAUAACAGUGUACAAAGGUGAAACCUGUCUGAACAGAACAUACUUAGGACUGAAAAGUUUGUUCAGAUUAAACAGGUGUUUGGUUAACACAAACUGAAUUACUAUUAGAAUAUUCAUAGUACUGGUACAAGACUGUAGUACUGCUUUCCUGUAAAUUCAGGGUCAGUUUUCAGCAUUUGUCACUAUACUCAUAAUUGAUUUUCAAGCCAUAUUUUGCUUACAACUUACAAGUGGACCUGGUGCUAGAUUUUCUCGUUUCAUCUCUCUUUUCAAAAAUGUUUUUUUUUAAUUCAAAAUAUAAUGUUUCCAUAUGUAGGUAGUAAUCAGAAAUCAUUCUUGUCAAAUUCAUGCUUCCCAUUGACUAUUCUGGUCUUUAUAUUGUCAAGUAAUUUUGUGUCACUCAGUUACUGUAAAUUCAGAAAUUUUUGAGAAGUUAUUUUAUUAUUGUGAAAAUUACAAUGGGAUAUGUUUCGCAAUAAUAAAUACUCGAAUUUUAUAUUUUGAUAGAAUUAAUUGUAUGCAACAUUUUCUGAAAUGGCAAUAAUUAAUCACAUGUUUUCAUAUGACUGCAAAUAUUUUUUUGUAAAUUGUUCUCAUUUUGUAAUAAAAAAUGUAAACAAAAAAUUUCUGAAUUUACAGUAUGAAUAGCAUCCUGAUAUCACUUUGGGUUAACAAGGUUAACAGAUUGUGAUAAUAUGGUCACCACUCUCCAAGCAAAUUCUACUUAUACUUCCCACCUUAUGAAAAUUUUAGUGUCAUUCUGUGUAGGGGCAUCACUUUUUCUGCAGUAGCUCUUGCUUAUAACAUAGACACAAUACAUACCAUCGGCUUUGCAUAAUGCAUAUAGAACUAAUGCUUCUAGAUAUUUAUUCAUGAAUAUUUUUUCUAUAACAGUGAAGAAAGGAGUAGGGGUAUAAUAAGACCCUUAUUUGGUCUAAAUAUCAGUGCGAAUUUAAAAGUUACCAUACGUGUCCUUGAAUUUAUCUCAUUUUAUUAAGGUAUAAGGUGUUUAGAAAAUUAAACAAAUUUCACAUUUAAAAAGUUACAGAAGCAACAUACCAUUACUAAUUUGUAUAAUUGAUCAAAUUUAUUGAUUUUCCUUGUUUUGCAUCAUUUUCGAAACAUAAGCACCCAAGAAACAACUUUAUGUUUUGAGGGAUUAUAUAAAUAGCUUUAAAGGGGCACUAGCUAGGAGAUAUUUAAAAAAUCUGAAAUAUGAUUUUUUUUUUUUGUUCAAUCAUUAAUGAAAGUAGAAUAGUGAAAUAAUAAUUCUCUUUUAGCAGCCAGUAUAGUUCAAUUUUGUCAAAAUAAGCUAAAAAACAUUGAUGAUUAAUUAUUCACUUGCAAGUGAAUAAUUCGACCCCAUUGAAUCCGUAUUCAUGUGAACUUCAAUUUAACCCCUUGGCUAGAAAUAGAUAAUGCAUGCAUUGUGCGUGUUGAGUUAUUUAAAGGAAAAGAAUGUCAACAUUGAAAGUGAAACAAGGGUAAAUCAUUUGAUUGACUGAUUUGAUCCACAAAAAUCAUUCUUAUACAGGUUAAAAAGAUGAUUAACAUAUAUUUUUAAUCUAUAAUAUGAAAUUAAACAGAUUUAGAAAAAUCCAAUUGCACGAGUUUCAAUAUCUAUUUAUAUUUAUAUUUAUGUUUAUAUCGCUUAUAUGGCCAUCAGAUGUGUUCGGAGAUCAACUCGAUAGUUAAUUAGAUGGCGCCUAGACUAAAAUACACACGAAACAAAGCUACAUAUUCUCGAGCCCAUGCCCUGUAAAUUGUUUAUUUUAGACUUUAUAAUUUGGAUAAAUGUUUUACAUUGUUAUAAAUCAAAUAUGAGAAUUAGAGUCAAAUCGGUGAACAUGAAUUUGACAGCUAGUGCCCCUUUAAAAAAGCUACUCUAAAAUUAUUUUGAUGUUUCUUGGCUGCACACAAUGUUUUAAUAAGUGAAAUAUGAAUGGAAAAUUGAACAUUAAGCAUGAAAAAGAUAAAUAUUAUGACGUAAUUGUGACUUGUAUUCUCAAAAGACUUGUCUAAUUCAUGAAUUUUAUUUUACCCUAUGCAUUUCUAAACAUUAUUUGCAAAAAUGAAAUAGUUUUUAAAAAUUUGUUUUUCUUGGGCCAAAAACAGGCCUAAAUGCCCUUGCUCCUUUGAUCAUUACCUUCAGAAGAGAAAUUUUAUCCACAGUAAUUAUUAUCAGAAAACAUCAGUGUUUCAGAUGUUCAAUGAUGAAGAAGGUACUUAUGCAUUUAUGUAUCAUUUAUGAUGUGAACAAUCCACCAGGAAAUAAGAUUAAAUGAUGUGGAAAAUUCUUUGUUUCUCCAUUUUGGGAGCUUCUUGAGCCAAUAGUCUUGCUUUAGGUCACCUAUAUUAGGUUUGUUGAUUUAAUGUAGGUCUUUCUUCAGAUUUUUAUUGUUGAAAAUUAUACUUAUUUAUAUACUGGUCUACAUUUGUUUUGAGUUGUAUCACUUUAAGAGAAUGCUCUGAUUCAAUACAAUUUUAAUUGAAUGUUCAUAAAGCAUCUGAUGAUUGUAGCAAAAAUGAGCUGAAAAAAAAAUAGAUUAAAACUGUCAGCAUAAUUGUAUACAUCUUUCAAUUAGAAUUUCAGUGACUCCUUCAAGACAAUUAUGUUGUCAUUUAGAAAAGUAUUAUGUUUUUUUCUGAGUUAAAUCAUUUUAAUGCUGUUCUGUUGUGAAGAUAAAUAUUCAUUUUUUGCAAUAACUUUAAUAGUGCAGGCAAACAGACAACCUUGCACAAGAAGCAUCAACUCAAAACAAAUGAAAGGCAAAAUAUACUAUGUAUAUGUUUUAAUAACAUAGGAAGCUACUGAGGGAAGUUCUAAAGUUUGUUUAUGCCUAUUUACUUUAAGUGAUACAAUGUUUAUUCUCAAUCUUGAACUUUUUAUUGAUUGAAUAUUAAUGAACUAUAUUUACAUAUUACCAUUUAAUACCCAACAAGUUCAGUUGUAUGGAUAUUUAUAUCACUACUUAUUGUACCUAUCAAAGAAUGAAGAAGUACAAGUAAAUUUGAAAACUUUAAA